AUGCCGGACAGCAAUCCUGCAAAGCUGGUGCUGGUGUUCGCUUCCGAUCCGGCAGGUGAGUUUCUAUCAAAGAUGAGCAAACAACUCAAGUAUUGCUCACCUAUUUCUUAUUCCGUCCCGUUCCCAUAACAGAUCCGGACCGUGUACAUUUACGGUCAACCGAUCAUCUCGCUGUUCGUAGAGAGUCAGGAACGACUCUGUCUGGCCCAAAUUUCCAGCACGCUGUUAAAAGAUUUCAGCUACAAUGAGAUUCACAACCGUCGCGUAGCUCUGGGCAUCACCUGCAUCCAAUGUACUCCCGUACAGCUUGAAAUACUGCGACGAGCCGGAGCGAUGCCGGCGUCGUCACGGCGAUGCGGCAUGAUCACCCGACGAGAAGCCGAGCGGCUCUGCAAAUCGUUCUUCGGUGAGUGCAGUCAACCGGCCCUACCAGAGGGAUUCGUCUUCAACGUCUUUCAUGAAUGCGCCUGGGGUUGCGUUGGAGCCUUCUCCCCAGCACGUUACAACAGUUCCCGAGCCAAGUGCAUCAAGUGCACCUACUGCAAUCUAUUCUUCUCGCCCAAUAAGUUCAUCUUCCAUUCACAUCGGCUAACUCCGCACGACAAAUACGUCCAACCGGACGCAGCCAAUUUCAACUCAUGGAGACGUCAUCUAAAGCUCCAGGGUUCACCCCCGGAAAAGAUCUCCUACGCGUGGGAAGACGUCAAGGCCAUGUUCAACGGCGGCACCCGCAAACGUUACAUCCUUUCGACUGCCCGCAAGUACAGCGCUGCAACAGCUGCCGCCGAUGCAGCAUCAUCCGCCCUACUGGACCCAGGCAAGGAACCGGUCACGUCAACCAUUUGUGACCUAUCGACCUCGGCGGCCACCGUUGUUACCAAGCAGGAAGCUCCCGACACAUCCGACACCCACAUGAACAGCGGAGACAGUUGCAGCAGCAGUACCAGUCCCUUUGCCCACAUCCCGCACCUGCUGUCGCAAUCGAGUGCAGCCCUCCCGAGCUCUUCAACCAAUCCGGUCUCCUCGCCGAAUGCAGCCGCUGCCGUCGCGGCAGCCAAUUCGGCGGCAGCUGCUGCCAGCUUCGGGUUCAAACUGUCCUGUCUGCAGCCGUUCGCUUUCAACGGAAUUGGUCACUUCCCGGCAAUGGUACCGAGUGCAGCUGGAUAUUUGGUACCGCUGCUGCGUCCCACGAACCCGAAGAGCAUCUCCGCUGCAGCGAUGUCCGCGUUUAAGCCUGUGGUAAAGGUCAAGAAGAGGUACGAUGGUAGGGUGGAAGCGUUUCAUACACGCAGAAUCACGAACGUUACGACGCUCCUCCGGGCAGUGCUUCCGGAAGGAGUCGCAUACUUGGUCUACCUCUCUGGGGAUGAGGGUUUUCAUUUCAGUAUGUGCGUUUGCUUUUUGAAGUUGGAUACAAAUGAGUUUCACAUGUCAUAUUUUUAG
This is a messenger RNA of Armigeres subalbatus, 1443 nucleotides long. RefSeq names its product SKI family transcriptional corepressor 2 (gene fuss). Gene Ontology annotation, molecular function: RNA polymerase II cis-regulatory region sequence-specific DNA binding; SMAD binding; DNA-binding transcription factor activity, RNA polymerase II-specific. NCBI's taxonomy places the organism in Eukaryota, Metazoa, Arthropoda, Insecta, Diptera, Culicidae. The record is from RefSeq and is a predicted model, not a curated record. Gene Ontology annotation, biological process: negative regulation of BMP signaling pathway; negative regulation of transcription by RNA polymerase II. The transcript has 3 exons. Gene Ontology annotation, cellular component: nucleus; transcription regulator complex.